AUGGCCCUGCCCGUUUCCUUCUUGGUGGCCCUGGUGGUGCUCAGCUGCUCUCUGGGAUGUGACCUGCCUCAGAACCAUGGCCUGUUCAACAGGAGGGCCUUGAUGCUCCUGGGCCAAAUGAGGAGAAUCUCCCCUUUUUCCUGCCUGAGGGACAGAAAUGACUUUGCCUUCCCCAAGGAGAUGCUUGAUGGCAAGCAGUUGCAGAAGGCUCAAGCCCUCUCUGUCGUCCAUGUGAUGAACCAGAAGAUCUUCCACCUCUUCUGCACAGGGGCCUCAUCUGCUUCUUGGAACGAGACCCUCCUAGAGGAGUUCUGCUCGGGACUUUCUGAGCAGCUGACUGACCUGGAAGCCUGUCCCAUGCAGGAGGCGGGGGUGGCAGAGACUCCCCUCAGGAAGGUGGACUCCAUCCUGAGGAACUACUUCCAGAGAAUCUCCCUCUAUCUGCAAGAGAAGCAAUACAGCCCUUGUGCCUGGGAGAUUGUCAGAGCAGAAAUCAUGAAACCCUUCUCUUCAUCAACAACCUUGCAAGGAAGGUUAAGGGGCAAGAAAUGA
Molecule: messenger RNA, 552 nt
Organism: Odobenus rosmarus divergens (Pacific walrus)
Lineage: Eukaryota; Metazoa; Chordata; Mammalia; Carnivora; Odobenidae
Gene: IFNA5
Product: interferon alpha-like
Exons: 1
Coding region: 1-552 (183 amino acids)
Biological process (GO): response to exogenous dsRNA; cytokine-mediated signaling pathway; humoral immune response
Cellular component (GO): extracellular region
Molecular function (GO): cytokine activity; type I interferon receptor binding
Source: RefSeq, a predicted model, not a curated record